CAAUCAGUAGCACUCGAGACAUCGACGCGCGCGCACGUCUCCCCGCCAUCCGCCUUCACAAUGUGACUCGCUCAAAUUGACGAAACCCAUCGAUUUAUUGUCAUAUUUUUUUAGUGAAAGUGAACUGUGAUACACAAAACGUUACAUUCCAAAAGUGAUAAUGCGUCGUGUUAAAAUGAACAUAGACCCCGAUUUGGGGGAUCUAGAGGAGAUGCUGGCUCACGUACAAACUCAGCUGGAAAACGAGAUAGAUUUGGAGAUGGAGAGCAAAAUGACCUCGCUGAUCAACGUCCAAGAGUCCCCAAAGAUGGUUAAGAGGACCAGUUCCUUCAGCAGAGGCGAAAGUUUUGAAUACAGACGACCAGCCCCAAGACCGCCUUUAGCUAGAAUUAACAGCGAAAUCAACUCGGGCAGUAAAUCCCUAAACGGGGAGUAUGGAGUUUUAGAAAAAUACCACAAUCAAAAUGGUCGCGGAUCCCAAACGAGUCUAAAGUCAGAUGAAAUGGGAUCUCAGAUCUCCUUUCAAUCAUUUCGCUCGGAGCCUGUACAACGACAUUCUGUAUUAAGUCUGCCGGAUAAGAGAGGGUCGUGUGCGUCUCUCAAUGGGAGACAGAAGACUGCAACGCUGCCGAGAGGAUAUGGUUCGAGUAAGGAGAAGAAUUGGGAGGAGUAUUGGGCACACGAACAAUCGAUAAGCAGCGCGCGCGCCUCCGUCAUGGUGUACGACGACGGCCUGAAGCGCUGGGUGCCUUCAGGCAGCAGCUCGGGGCUGUCCAAAGUCCACAUCUACCACCACACCCAGCACAAUACCUUCAGGGUUGUUGGGAGGAAACUCAACGACCAUGAGGUGGUGAUAAACUGCGGCAUCGUCCGCGGGCUCAAGUACAACCAGGCGACGGCGACGUUCCACCAAUGGCGAGACGCGCGACACGUCUACGGCCUCAACUUCUCGUGUCGCGAGGACGCGGACAGUUUCGCGAGGGCCAUGAUGCAUACACUCGAGAUUCUGGCAAACAAACCGAUCGGAAACUCAGCGCCGCCACCCCCACAACCGCCUAAUCCGCCUGUACCUUUUAAUGGACACAACAACACCCAACACUACGAUGAAGAUAUGGGGUACAGAACGAUGACGCGCGAAGACGCAGCCAUACUGCAACAACCAGCGUACCACGCGCCGCAGCACCAGCACCCGCAGUACCACCCGCCGAGCCAGUACCACGCGCCACACCACGCGCACCAGCAACCAAUCCCGGGCGCGGCGGGCGCGCCGGCCCCGCCCCCCCACGCUGCGCCCGCGCACGGCACGCCUGCGCACGCGCACACGCACACGCACACGCUGCCGCACCAGCCCUCGCAGCCUGCGCACACGCACCAUCGCACCUCCAGUGCGCCGAUGCCGCCUAAUAUGUGCCUAACGGCAGCGAACAAUGGCCCGCCCGCACCACCGCCCGUGCCGCCGCAUCAAAAUCUACCCGCACCUAAUGGUCCCGUAGCGCCACCAACGCCCCCUGCCGCGCCUCAACCACCUCCAGCGCCGGCCGCCCCGCCAGCGCCCCCCGCCCCCUCAGCCGCGGGUCCGCCCCCGCCCCCGCCCCCGCCCGGCGCCGCAGUGGCGUCCCCGCCCCCGCCCCCUCCGCCCCCGCAACCCCCGCAACCCGACCUGUCUGGGCUGGCUGCACAGCUACAGCAGGCGAGGCUCAAGCGACAAGCCAAGCAAGCGGUGGCUGUCUCGGCCCAGUCGGACGCCUCCCCGCCGGGCGGCGCGGAGCACUCGGGUUCGUCGUCGUCUUCGGGCGGCAGCGCGCGCGGCAACAACAGCAACCUGCACUGCAUGAUGCACGAGAUGCAGCGCACGCUCGCCCGCCGCCGGGCGCAUCUCGACCGCGCCGAGGAGUCAUCAGGCGAUAACAGCGCCAACUCCACACCUCUUAAAACGUGGGAGCGCGCCGCCACGCUACCACACCGCCUUCCUAACACCUGUAACGGCACUACGCCCAAUUCCGAGUCGCCAGCCACGCAAGCGCCUCAAUCGCCGCGUUCGGUGCGCAAGCGCUUCGGCUCCGCGAGCGAGGAGACUAUACUUAAGCAAGUGAAUGGCGGCGGUGAAAGUGGCGGCUACGUGUCAGCGGCCGAGUGGGACGCUUUCAAGCAAGACAUGCUGCGUGAGAUGCGCGCGCAGCUCACACAGAUCAAACGCGAGAUACUAGACGCCAUGAAGGCGGAAUUCGCGCGCAGGUAAAGCACGCCACGACGCAUCGAGUGUUAACUAGUCCAUCGCAGCCGCAUACUGGUGAACAACGUGUUUUAUCCCGCUCCCUCCUACUCAACUAGAGCAGGACAACUGCGUAUGUUCGUGAA
Messenger RNA from Cydia amplana, 2358 nucleotides. It is a transcript of the gene ena, whose product is annotated as protein enabled. Lineage: Eukaryota; Metazoa; Arthropoda; Insecta; Lepidoptera; Tortricidae. The transcript has 14 exons. Gene Ontology annotation, molecular function: SH3 domain binding. The record is from RefSeq and is a predicted model, not a curated record. Bases 161 to 2239 code for a protein of 692 amino acids.